AUGACCAGAACUUCCGUCCUCGCUGACGCUUUGAACGCCAUCAACAACGCUGAAAAGACCGGUAAGCGUCAAGUCUUGAUCAGACCAUCCUCCAAGGUCAUCAUCAAGUUCUUGCAAGUUAUGCAAAAGCACGGCUACAUCGGUGAGUUCGAAUACAUCGAUGACCACAGAUCCGGUAAGAUUGUUGUUCAAUUGACCGGUAGAUUGAACAAGUGUGGUGUCAUCUCCCCAAGAUUCAACGUCAAGAUUGGCGACAUCGAGAGAUGGACUGACAACUUGUUGCCAGCCAGACAAUUCGGUUACGUUAUCUUGACCACCUCUGCUGGUAUCAUGGACCACGAAGAGGCCAGAAGAAAGCACGUUUCUGGUAAGAUCUUGGGUUUCGUUUACUAA
This is a messenger RNA of Clavispora lusitaniae ATCC 42720, 393 nucleotides long. Its product is annotated as 40S ribosomal protein uS8. Gene Ontology annotation, molecular function: structural constituent of ribosome. Gene Ontology annotation, cellular component: cytosolic small ribosomal subunit; ribosome. Lineage: Eukaryota; Fungi; Ascomycota; Pichiomycetes; Serinales; Metschnikowiaceae. Gene Ontology annotation, biological process: translation. The record is from RefSeq and is a predicted model, not a curated record.